GGGCAGGACCCGCUGACACUUUGUACCGUCGGAGGGGGAUAUUUAACUUGGGUUUGAGCACCGCUCGCAACAGACACACUCAUACACAGUGUGUCUAAGCAAAGAGACGCUCAGCGCCAAGUCUCAGACCUCCUAAAGAAGGAGCAAGUAAGUAGGCGCUACUGUAGCAGCUAUCAAAGGAGUAAAGAUUCUCCCCCAGGAAUUACUGCAAACACUGACCGGGCAAAAGACUGCAGAACUUGGGCUGAUUCGACCAUGCAACCGCGGUGGGACUUGUAGCUCUUUUUGAUAUCAAUAGCGAAAUCAUCAAUGUCAUUGAGGUGAAAAGGGAAAUCAAACUGAACUGAACUUAAACUGCCAUGUUAGCUUUUGCGUUUGAUAUGCAUUUUAUUCGUGUCAGUUUAUAUUAUUAAGUUGUGAAGUUGUUUUCGUUUUAAAUUUUUGUGCGCAAAACCACUGUGCGUCCUGGAGGAGUGUUUGUAGGGGUAAACGCAAAAUUUUGGUUUGGAUAGACCUUUUCAUCAGGACCGAGAAAUGGUUCCGCUUGCAUAGGUGUGGGAGAGAGACUACAGUGGUGCGUUUUGCCAAAGAGAGGACAUCUGACUACACGUGGACAAUUUCAGUGAGGUCCCAACAGAACGUUGGAAUAUCGCACUGGGACUGAAUAAAGUCACACGACACCUCUCAUCCCAUGGAUUCUAAACUCGCGUUUGGACUUUCUCAAACCUGAGCGUGCCAGGGCAAGUUGAAAGAAGCCACGUUUAUAAAAGUCGUCUGUAAAAAUAACAUUGACCAAGACAGCCCUAGUUGCUGGGCCCAUGACAUUUAAAACUUGGUGAAGCACUCUUUUGUGCGCCCUUCUCUCUCUGGGCGUUCUGGAUCUAUUUUGUCUCUGAGGAGAACGCGGAUCUUUAGAAACACUUUAUUCCACGCAACUCUCGCAUCAGCCACUGUCAUCCAGUCUAGACAAUUUGUCGUGGCUUUGAGUGUCCCUGGCGUAACCAUGACAACAACAAGAACCCCAAAGUGAAUUUGAGAAAAAGAGUGAAACGGGAGAGUGGGUGAAUAGAGUUUUUCCAUUUUGUUUUGUGCCCUUUUGGUUAAGCCUAAACUUUGUUCUUUUUUUUCUUCUUUUUUUGUUGUUGAGAAGAGGCACUCCGCGUUCUACAAGAUUGCAUCAGCAGGCAAACAUAAGAGGCAGAUUGCUAAGGUUCCCUAAAAAGAAACUCCACUCCAUGUCAUUCAAACCCGACGUGGUCUAUUAAAAAGGAUCGUCUUGCUCGUGCCUCUACUUCGACUAUUUAUGAAGCCCCCGGGCUACUCAUUUCAAAGUGCACAGUAGCGGUGAAAAUAACUCAAUAUUUAAUACACCCUGGGAGCCAUCACGCAAAGAUAAAUAUGGGCUUCUCACAGACGCUACUCGUUUAUGUACUUGUGUCCAUUCACCUUGGAGUUUCUCAACAUUAUCUACGCCUGCGCCCCUCGCCCAGCGAGCACCUUCCGGUGCCAGACCUCAAGGAGGACCCCGACCCGGAAUACGACCCGCGGGAACAGGACUUGGCCGAGAGGACUCUGCGGAAAAAGCUCGGCAGCAACUUUGAUCCCAAUUUCAUGUCAAUCAGCUCGCCCAUGCUGGUGAACCUCUCCGUGCAAGAAACCCAGAUGAAACUUCAAGGACCCAUGCCCAACGAGGUUAAAAAGCUGGAUCUCUCAGAGACCCCCUACGGGAAGCGGGUAAAAGUGGGCAAGAAAGCCCGCAGGAAAUUUCUGCAGUGGCUGUGGACGUAUACGCACUGUCCGGUGGUGUAUACCUGGAAGGAUUUGGGCUUGAGGUUCUGGCCACGCUACAUCAAGGAGGGCAACUGUUUCAAUGAGCGCUCUUGUUCCUUCCCGGAGGGGAUGUUUUGCAAACCUGUCAAGUCAAUCACCAAGACUUUCCUCCGGUGGUAUUGUCAAGGGUUUUUAAGACAGAAAUAUUGUACGUGGAUACCGGUGCAAUACCCAAUAAUCUCGGAGUGCAAGUGCUCUUGCUGAGUUUCAAUGGAAGUAGUAGGGUCGGGGAAGUGGACUGGAAAUAUACGGUUUCUAUUGCACUGUAAACUCUGGACAGAGGUGGGCACCAUAGCGAAUCUAUUUUUUUAUAUAGCAUUUUAAUUGAAAUGCCAACAUUGUACAUAUUUAAGAAAAAUGCAGCUAUUUUUUUUUAAUGAACAGGACCAUAUUUUAUUUCAUCCCUGAAACGUGUUUUUGGGGGAACACAAGCACUUCAGAAAGAAGAGCUUUUAUUUUUUAUGAAAAAUUUAAGAUGGAAUGCAUAUACAACUUCUCCAAGAAGUUCACUUUUUUCAACUGAACAUUGAUGCUGACUGUUAAUUCACUGCAAUGCUGCCUAGAGUUUUUGUAUGAUAUUAAUAUCAAUAAUAAUUCAAUUGAAAGUUGAGGAUAAAGAUAUAUAUAAGGCGUGAACUCAGCUUUUGGAAUACAUAGUAUUGUAGAAAUAAACAAAUCUGUAUGUUUUAUUUAUUAUUUUAACGAUUGUGAGUAUAGAACAUAAGGAAAGAAAAUAGCAGAGUAUACCAGAAAUUAUGGGAGAUGUCUACUUGAAUAUUUCUAAAAAAUAAAAUAAAAAGUAAACAUAUCAGUGUAAAUGUUAUGGUUACACGUUUUAGCAAUAAAGUCUAUCUUUUCAACAUG
Messenger RNA from Salmo salar (Atlantic salmon), 2694 nucleotides. It is a transcript of the gene nog2, whose product is annotated as noggin 2. The record is from RefSeq and is a predicted model, not a curated record. Lineage: Eukaryota; Metazoa; Chordata; Actinopteri; Salmoniformes; Salmonidae. Gene Ontology annotation, biological process: dorsal/ventral pattern formation; negative regulation of cell differentiation; osteoblast differentiation.